UCUGAUCUCGGAGUUUUGUAAAUGUAUUCUCUCUCUGGCAGGUAUGCUGCAAAAUGGGAAAAAGUUUGACUCCUCUCGAGACAGGAACAAGCCCUUUAAGUUCAAAAUUGGACGGAUGGAGGUCAUCAAGGGCUGGGAGGAAGGAGUAUCACAGAUGAGCCUGGGCCAGAGGGCUAAAAUCACCUGCACACCAGAUAUGGCUUAUGGAGCGACAGGUCACCCUGGGGUCAUCCCUCCAAACGCAACGCUUAUAUUCGAUGUGGAGCUGCUCAAGCUGGAGUGAUACCUGGGGGUUAAAACACUAAGGCUGACGGUUAAUGAGGUCGCAUUCGCCACAACCUGUUUCCACAGGGCGCUGCCUCCCACCAUCCAUCUGCUCUUCUCUGAUUUCUACAGUCUUCUUCAGUUGAAUAUUUAAACGUAUCCACUGCUGCUUUGUUGCCAUUAUGUCAUAAUAGAUACUGCAAGAAAAUUUUCACAUAAUGUAAGACUUUUACAGACACACAACAUUUUAGUUUGUUUGUUAGAGAUGCUUUUUUGUUUCAUUUCAUUUGAAGUUGUAAAUUUUGUUGAACCAAGAGGAAGUCAGUCAUCUGAUGAAAAGCCGUACUACACUGCAAUCAAAAACAUACUGCCUUACAGUUUGAACAACAGAGGAAGGGUACACGUGUUCAAAGUACAAUACUUCUGCUCUGUAUAUUAACUGGGCAUUAUAUACCACUGUCUGCAUUGCCACUUUGAUAAACGUUUGUCCUGCUGAAUGCUCUGAAUGAUGUUGCUAUGUUUAGUAUAUUUUAUAUCCCUCAUAAACAUUAACUGCAAGUGUACCCUAUCCAGUCUAACCCAAUCCAAUGCUGUACAGAACUCUGUAAGAGCCAUUGCUACUGCUAUGACAGUUUAUCGACCAAGUCUUGAAUAAAAAUGGCAUGUACUGUGUUGAGAAA
Molecule: messenger RNA, 944 nt
Organism: Lates calcarifer (barramundi perch)
Lineage: Eukaryota; Metazoa; Chordata; Actinopteri; Centropomidae
Product: peptidyl-prolyl cis-trans isomerase FKBP1B
Exons: 2
Coding region: 44-283 (79 amino acids)
Molecular function (GO): peptidyl-prolyl cis-trans isomerase activity
Source: RefSeq, a predicted model, not a curated record